UCUACGUGCGGCUCGCGAUGUUAUCCACAGUUCUGCGGUAUUUCAUGCAGCAAAAGCAUAAUUAGCAUUCUAUUUUCUACAAUAAAUUCUACACACUUAUUAAUUAAAUUUCUUUUUAAUUAGUAAGUUUGUCUGUGAUUAAAAUUGACAGUCGCAAAUUUCAAGGUCAUAAACACGCUGGAGCAACAGCAAUUAGUAGAUAAACAAAGCCAAUUUUAUACGCAGCAAUUAGCGCUCACAGCUCCCUGUCAAAUCUCGCAUAUAUAUAUAUAUAUGACUAUAACUAUAAGUGGUGUGUAGCGAUGACGUGUAUCAGCCAGAGUAGCUCGGGCUCUAGCGUCGUCUGCUGCGUGUGCCUGGGCGAUAUUGUUUUGUGUUGCGACGUUACGAAAUUCGCCUGGCAGUUAGCAUCAGGAUGCCACUGCAGCAACUACAUCGUGAUUCAUUGACAGAAAAAUACAAUUGCCAUUUAUCGGACACACGUUGGAAAUAACCUGGGAUCAUGGCGCCAAAUAUAUUGCAGAGCAGCCUGGAGAACGCUUCGUUCAACAUUGUCUUUCAGAUAAUGUGUCGAGGCGUCACUUUUUUCCUGAAUGCAUUCGUGGUUAGACACGUGGGUCAAGCUAUUCUUGGUGUGAUGAAUGUACGGUUGCUGCUUCUUGAAUCUAUGAUUCUUUUUCUCUCCAAGGAGCCUUUUAUGAAAGCUGGACUUACUAAUACAGCAGAACAUAAUUGGGCUCAAGUUGUUAAUUUAUUAUGGCUAAGUGUUCCUGUUUCCGUUGUAAUGUCCUUUCUAUUUGGAUACAUGUGGAUUUAUGUUCUACCUACUUCAGAAACUUUACCCCCAUACUACACUUUUGCUGUUUAUGCAGUCGCAAUUUCUUGUGUGAUAGAGCUUUUAUCACUGGUGGUACAACUUGUUGCCAGUGCAUUUUUAUUCAAUAGACUUAGGAUUGUUUUAGAUACUAUUAUGAUUGCACUUAGGACUGCAACAUUUGUUUUUUUAAUUAUAUACAACCCAGAGAAUGCACUUCUUGCUUUUGGAGUUGCACAACUAGCAGCAGCUGUCUUUUACACUGCAAGUCAUUACGUUUACUUUAAUCAUUAUAUUAAGCGAUUGAAGAGGCACAAAUUAAAAAGAAGACUAUCCGUGAGUGAUGAUGGAACAGAAGAGAUUGUUGAGUCAGAAUUUCCUUUUAUGUCUUUAAAAGAUUUCCUACCUGGUCAGUUAGAAAAUCAUAACACAGUUUUGGAUAAAAAUCUAUAUCAUCUCACUAUGUCUUUUUUUAAACAAUCAGCACUUAAGCAACUAUUGACAGAAGGUGAAAGAUUGAUCAUGACAUUUGCACCACUCCUAACUUUUGCAGAACAGGGAGUAUACGAAGUAGUAAACAACUUAGGUUCAUUAGCAGCACGUUUCAUCUUCCGUCCGAUCGAAGACAGCGGUUACUUCUACUUCACUCAACUAGUUCAACGUGACCGUCCAAUAUCCCAUCAACCAUCCGGCAGAGUUGAAGAAAGUACCAACGUUCUCCGUUACUUGUGCGUCGUCGUGACGUCCAUCGGUUUGAUAGUCUUAGUAUUUGGCCAAUCUUAUUCAUCUCUGUUACUUUGGUUGUACGGUGGCGAAAAGCUCACCGCAACUCUACCCAUACUUUUACUACGUGCACACUGUUUGGCAGUAUUAUUAUUGGGCAUUAAUGGAGUGACAGAAUGUUACACAAACGCUACUGCAGACAGUGGCACAAUUGAUAAGAACAAUGUGAUUAUGAUUUAUGAGUCGCUGGCAUUUCUCGUCGCUUCAUACGUUUUUGUCACCUGGUUUGGACCUGUUGGAUUUAUACUUGGAAACUGCGUGAACAUGGGCUUGAGAAUUGCACAUUCGACGACGUUCAUUAACAGAAGAUAUGCUGAGACAAGAUACCAGCCGCUUCAAGGACUCGUGCCUAAACCCUUCUUUAGUUGUUGUCUCAUCAUUGCUGCCCUCGUCACUACAUUCUCUCAGACAUACUAUUUUCCUGACGAUAAAUUCUUGCAUUUGUUCAUCGGCAUAAUGAUGUUCGGCUUGGUAAUGUUCUCGUGGAUGUACGAAAACUACGAGCUGAUAAAGCUUGGUUUAAGCAAAUGGAUAGAGAGGCGGAACAGUGAUGUUAAAAGCGAUUGAAGAUAAAUUCAUACGUCACGUUAUUUAUACGUUCGUUCAACAGAAUAAAAAUUUAUUUUUGUAUAUUUGUCCAAAUGCUGUUUAAUAAUAAGUUCUAUUUUU
Messenger RNA from Phymastichus coffea, 2266 nucleotides. RefSeq names its product protein RFT1 homolog. Gene Ontology annotation, biological process: dolichol-linked oligosaccharide biosynthetic process; glycolipid translocation. Gene Ontology annotation, cellular component: endoplasmic reticulum membrane. The record is from RefSeq and is a predicted model, not a curated record. NCBI's taxonomy places the organism in Eukaryota, Metazoa, Arthropoda, Insecta, Hymenoptera, Eulophidae. The transcript is spliced from 7 exons. The coding region runs from base 503 to 2164 and encodes 553 amino acids.